Molecule: messenger RNA, 3309 nt
Organism: Sclerotinia trifoliorum
Lineage: Eukaryota; Fungi; Ascomycota; Leotiomycetes; Helotiales; Sclerotiniaceae
Source: the annotation of a GenBank genome assembly
CCAAACCCGUUCAUUUCACGAUAACUUUAAAUUAUUUACAUCUCUUUUUACUAAUAUCGAGUAAUUAUUUUACACCUUACCUUCCUUAUUUGGAUCUAUCUAUAAUUGGAUGGAUCUAUAAUACAGAUCUCAUAUCACAACAACCCACAGAUUCCAAUCUGUUCAUACUUACUAGGUGAAUCUUCAUAAUCCACAGGGUAGUAUUUACGGUACAAAAAUGCUAAAAAAUAAGUCAGAAACUUCUACAAAUAACCCACAAUUGCAGUCAGCUCCUGCAAAGGUGGGGUAAUUGUGGACACAAACAAAUAAUCUCACAUGAGAGGGAACUGGGAACUUUGGAGAAGUUGGUCAAGGUACGUACCCAUCGAUUCUGGCUGAGCCCAGAUAAGGAAGGGAAACAGUGAGAGAUCCUAAUAUGCACAUAGGAAUCAUAUUCGUCUUAUACAGUAUUCCUCAACAACAUCCUCGUCAUCAUCUUUCAUAAAAAUGAAUUCACCACCAGAUCCCAACAGUGCGACGGUGCCUCGCAGACCAGCAUUAAGGACAGAUUCGGAAGACCUUAAUAGCCCCAAGAGUGGACCAACCAAAGGUUAGCAAUUGAAAUUAUUCCUCAAUUUAAUAUAUUGACAUGCCCGACGCUAACCCCUUAUCUUUCGUUCUCUCAGUCGUUUCAAUUGCCGAGCCAGAACCAGAAGACAUACAAAAAUUUGAACUUCCUCCUUCGGACGAAUCUUCAAAGAUAAAACAUUUCAGUGCUGGUGUUGCGAAAAGAAUGACAGGUCGACCAAAUAUGCCUUCUGCAACUUCCUCCAAACUUUCUAUCCGAAGCCAAACCAGCUUCGAGGAACCAGUUCGAGAUACUCGUACCUCCGAUUUUCCAAAGCCAAACGAUGAUUCAAAGCACCAUCACCACCGCGACAAACUUCUCUCUCAAGUCGCAGAAUGGCUGCAUUCGGAGAAAGCGAAGAGGGCUACACGAAAAUCAAACAAGAGGGACGCUAAGGGGAAUGAGGCUGAGGUUGAGGAUUUGUUAGGUAGAGGAACAAGUUCUAAACCAAGAUCAAUGUCUAACAGUUCAUCUUCAAGCGCUCUUUCCUUGGAAAAAUUGCAAAGAAUUUUGGAGGAUAACAUGUUAGAUUUUGGUCACAGUCACCUUCCGCACCUUACACCCCCGAGACGAGUUUCGAGAAAACGAUCUCUCGUUCGCCCUUCGUUGAAACCUACUCCAUCUUCUGACACCGAAUACCAUGAUGAGGAUAUUGUAGUGCCGUCGUGUGACGUGAUUCUUGAUAAUUCAAAAACACUUGCGUAUAGUGGUGGUGCUGGAUCUUCUAUGGAAACAACUACACUAAGCAAUUCCAAACGAGCUGAGAAAGAGAGGAAAGCAUGGAUUCAAUUUAAGAAUGAAAUUGUGAGAUUGGCGCACACAUUAAGAUUGAAAGGUUGGAGAAGAGUUCCAUUAGACCGAGGGGCUGAAAUCGAAGUGGAAAGAUUGAGUGGUGCCCUCACAAACGCCGUUUAUGUUGUUUCUCCUCCAGCAAAUCUACCACCGUCUGCGAGCAGUACCAAUAUUUCUACCAAGAGCCAAAGAUAUCCUUCAAAGUUAUUGCUUCGAAUUUAUGGUCCUCAGGUUGAGCACCUAAUUGAUAGGGAAGCGGAACUGAGCAUUUUGAGAAGAUUGGCCAGGAAGAAGAUUGGACCUAGAAUGUUGGGAACCUUUAGAAAUGGCCGAUUUGAAGAAUUUUUCAAUGCUCAAACCCUCACGGCUCAAGAUCUCAGAAUUCCUGACACGAGUAAGAAAAUUGCGAAACGUAUGAGGGAACUACAUGAUGGUGUUGCAUUGUUGCAAGAAGAAAGAGACCAGGGACCAUUCGUUUGGAGAAAUUGGGACAAAUGGGUCGAUAGAUGUGAGAAAAUUAUCACCUAUCUUGACAGACAAAUUUUACAAGGGGACUCUAGUAGGAGUAUUAGAGGCGAAAGUUGGAGAGAUAGAGGAUUAGUUUGUGGUGUCGAAUGGCCCAUCUUCAGAGCUGCUGUUGAAAGAUACCGCCAAUGGUUAGAGAAAUCUUAUGGUGGAAGUGAGGAAUUAAGCCGUAGCUUAGUGUUUGCUCAUAACGAUGUACGUGCCCCCCUCUUUAUUUCUCGGUCCCAAACUGAUCACAUUUUCGAUAGACACAAUAUGGCAACAUCUUACGCUUAGUACCCGAACCACCCGUUGAUGGAUCCGCCCCUUCUCCACUCCUACUUCCUAUGAAUCACCACAAACAACUGGUAGUCAUUGAUUUUGAAUAUGCAAGUGCCAAUACCCGUGGCCUGGAAUUCGCCAAUCAUUUUACCGAAUGGUGUUACAAUUAUCAUGCACCUCCUCCAAUGACUUGGACUUGCGAGACUAAAAAUUACCCAACUAUUGAAGAACAAAAGAGAUUCGUCAGAGCAUAUAUAAACCACCGCCCUCAUUUUAAUUCACACGCUUACUCUACUCCAAAGUUGGAAGGGCGAGACGCUCCCCCGGGUAGUAUCAAAGAGUUUAUGUUGGAUAGUCGGACGCUCGCUGGUGAAAGGGACACCCCUACUAGCAGUACAAAUCUCUAUGCGGAAGAAGAAGCAAGAAGAGAACAAGAAACCGAAAAGCAAGUCGAGGAAAUGUUGAAAGAAGUUAGGAUUUGGAGGUUAGCUAAUAGUGCGCAAUGGGUUGCGUGGGGAAUUGUACAAGCUAAGGUACCAGAAUUGGAUGAUGCUCCGCCUUUUGUUGUAACACCGGACGAAAUUGAUAGGCCUCAAAAUGGCAUUUUGGAGGAUGCGAAGAUGGAUGUUAAGAUGGAGAGAGAAAAUGAGAGAGAGAUCAAAGUGGAAGAACAAGUGGAGGAGGAAGAGGAUGAAUUCGAUUAUCUGGGAUAUGCGCAGAGUAGGGCGCUUUUCUUCUGGGGAGAUGUGGUGGCAUUGGGGAUUUUGGGAAAAGAGGAGUUACCUGUGGAGUUGGCUGAUCGGAUCAAAGUCUUGCACUAUUAAAGUCGGUGCCAUGGGGGAGUCAGGGAAGGGCCUGGAAAUUUGAUUGGAGGUCUGAAUGCGUCAAGCUCAUUGUUGAGAGAGAGAACAUCUGGGAUAUGUGAGAAGUUGCAUGAACCAAGCGAGCCAGCUCAACGUACGAUAAUAUCAGACUCCAACUUAUGUUGUCAUGUCACAAUAGAUACGUUGCACGUUUUACGACGACAAUUCAAUUUCUAUUUCUAUAUGAACGGAUUGAAGAUAGAGGGAUACCAUAGCGUGGCAUAGCAUAGCAUUUAGAAAUCAAACUCGUUGAUGUAUUUC